UCUUCGUCCACUAAUGGUAAACUCAUUCUCUCGCCCUUUCUAUCUGUCAAACUCUGGAGGAGUCCUCUCCGUACAUACGUCUGUCUCUCGUCUCAUCACAUUGACACUGGAUCCAUACAGUUCCCACUAACAAAGCAGCAUUUCCUUGAUUUCUCUCUGCUCUUUCUGGGUUUGGGGACAAAAUAGAGGAAGAUUUUCUCUACUUCCAUGGCUGAUGCCGCAAAGCACCUCUCCAUCAAUGGAGGGACUUUCCUCUCAGACUUCAAAAGUCUCUUCCCUCUCUCUAAGCCUAACAAAACCACUGUGGCUUUUCUUUAUGGCUUCAUGUUUGCCUUCAUUUGUUUCACUGUCUUUUUGGCUUUCCAUCCUUCUCCUAAUUCCUCCUCUUCUCCUUGGUUCUCCAACAUCUUCAGUACUGAGUUUGGUACUAUUAACACAACGCAAUCUGAUGCGGAUGAAUCUCAUUUUUCUUCUGUUUUCUCUUAUGUCUUCCCCAACAACACUUAUUAUGCUCAAGAACCUAAGAACACCCCUUCCAGUGUGACCGUACCUCCAUCUUCUUCCAGUGCAAAUGCAACACUAUCCACUGUGCAAAACAAUACCCAAAUAACGGAGGAAUCAAAUAAAGCUACUGGUUUGCGGAAUCAGACGGCAGUCCCUCCAAUUGUGAAUACACAGCCACUCAAUGGAAAUACAACUACCCAAACGACGGAGGUUUCUGGUUUGAAUCCAAAUCAAACGGUGGUUGAAGCACCACAAAUUCCGGCUAAUUCGACCACUCAGAGUGUGAAUUCAGGGGUUGGAGAGAAAGGAGUAGCAGAGAAGGGCUUGAAAUCGAAUGAUUCUGCUUCGUUACUGAAGAAGCAGAGCAAUGGGACUGAGUCAGGAGUGUCGGUGGAGCAGGGGAAACAGAAUGUUCUACAAUCUUUGAUGAAUUGCAAUUUCUUUGAUGGUGAAUGGGUCAUGGACGAUUCGUAUCCUCUGUACAAACCUGGGUCCUGUUCGCUGAUCGAUGAGCAGUUCAAUUGUAUCAUUAAUGGUCGGCCAGAUAAGAUUUACCAGAAGUACAAAUGGAAGCCCAAGGGAUGCGCUUUACCAAGGUUUAAUGGGCUUCACAUGCUUGAGCUGUUAAGAGGAAAGCGACUUGUUUUUGUUGGUGAUUCACUAAAUAGGAAUAUGUGGGAAUCUCUGGUCUGCAUACUUAGAAACUCAGUGAAAGAUCAAAGGAAGGUUUUUGAAGCUAGUGGAAGACAUCAUUUUCGAGGGGAAGCUUCGUACUCUUUCAUAUUCAAAGACUAUAACUGCACUGUAGAGUUCUUUGCAUCCCCUUUCUUGGUUCAAGAAUGGGAAAUCAAAGACAAAAAUGGGGCAAAGAAGGAGACUCUUCGGCUUGAUUUGGUAAGCAGGUCUUCUGAUCAAUUUAAAGGCGCCGAUAUCUUCAUCUUCAACACUGGCCAUUGGUGGACUCAUGACAAAACAUCCCGAGGGAAAGAUUAUUAUCAAGAAGGUAACCAUGUGUAUGAAGAAUUGAAUGUUCUUGAGGCAUUUCGGAAAGCAUUGACGACAUGGUCUAGAUGGGCUGAUGCCAAUAUUAAUCCAAUGAAGUCGAUGGUUUUCUUUAGGGGUUACUCAGCUUCCCAUUUCAGUGGUGGUCAGUGGAAUUCCGGGGGUGCUUGUGACCAUGAGACUGAGCCAAUCAAGAAUGAAAAAUAUCUAAACCCUUAUCCAUCCAAGAUGAUGGUAUUGGAGAAGGUGCUUUGGAAUAUGAAGACACCCGUCAUCUACCAAAACAUUACACGUAUGACAGAUUUCCGAAAGGAUGGUCAUCCAUCAAUGUAUCGGAAGCAUAACCUGUCGGAGGUGGAAAGGCGGCACCCAAUGCAUUACCAGGACUGCAGCCAUUGGUGCCUCCCUGGUGUGCCUGAUGCUUGGAAUGAGAUUCUUUAUGCUGAGCUCCUAGUAAGAGUGAACCAGAAGGGACAACGGCGGAGGUAAAGAACGAGGCCACAAUCAUAUUUAAUCCGUAGGUACAAUCAACCAGUACAGUUUUUUUUGCUUCAUUUUUUGAGAGUACAUGAAUGAACAAAUAUGAAGAAUAUCCAAGGAAGAAAGAUCCUUCUAGACAAAUUCAUAUGAAAGAGAUAUUAUCUGUGAGUAGUAUAUUUAUUGGUUAUAUGCGUAUGAGAGAGGGAGAAGGGAGAUCUGUCUAUUUUGUUAUAUUAUUUUGUUCAAUAGAAGAUAUAGUCAAUUUUGGUUAUUGGUCUUCUUCUCUAACGUUAAUUGGUCUGGUUGUGUGAAAGCAAUCUAUAUAAACGUAAGUAUCAUGGAUUUGGUGUCAUUUUCCUUCCGUAGUAGUUUGUGUCUUCUGGUCAAUGUUAAUUCUUUUGGAACGACCGACUGUUGGUGCUUUCCAUGAAAAACAUAUAGAAUAGUGUUGGGGUGUUUGCACUUUGGUCUUUUUUCUCACUGGUAGCGAUUGCGCCACGUAUCAUUCUACUGAAAAGCUUGAACUAGCAGUGGAAAAGUAGUAGGAUGGGUACCUUAUUUUUCUCCAUUAUUGUCGGCUGGAAAACUGGAUUUAGAGAGUUUGCUUUAUUUUAUUGGAAUGGAACCCUUUUUU
Messenger RNA from Tripterygium wilfordii, 2620 nucleotides. Its product is annotated as protein trichome birefringence-like. The record is from RefSeq and is a predicted model, not a curated record. Gene Ontology annotation, cellular component: Golgi apparatus. The coding region runs from base 208 to 1995 and encodes 595 amino acids. The transcript has 5 exons. Lineage: Eukaryota; Viridiplantae; Streptophyta; Magnoliopsida; Celastrales; Celastraceae. Gene Ontology annotation, molecular function: O-acetyltransferase activity.